UUUCGUGGUUCAGUGGUACUCCAGAACACAGAAAAUCGAUUAUAUAAAAUGCAUCUUUAGCAGCUCCAAGCACAGAGACGUUAGCCACGUAGUCUUGGCUUAAAGUGGGCCUGGUAUUUGCUCAGAGAAGAGAAGCAAACAGUCCACAGUUGCGGAGCGAAGGGGCUGCGUGAUCUUCAAACCUACGAUGUUUGCCAAACCUCGAUUGCUAACACGCUAUUUGCUUGCGUUCUUUCGUUUGACGUAGCACGCUGCAUCAUAAUUCUCGCGAUUUUAAUUGGGUACACGUGUGCCGUGUUGUUAUUUGUGAUUGUGCAUCAUGGAAGAUAAAUUUUGUGACUGUGUUACAGGCGACUUAUUAAAACAUUUAUUUUCUUGUAGGAAUUUCAUUUAUAGAAAGAGAAUAACUAAUAGGCAGUCUAACCUCUUUUCUCACAAAAAUGGGGAAACAGUCAAAUAAUACAUUGUGCCAUUUUUCUUAUACUUAGUACAAAACUAUGCUUGAAGUGCAAUGUGCAAUAAAAAAUGUAGGCUCAGUGGAGUUUCUAACCUUGUUACAUGCUGCAUUUUACAGAAGUCGUACAAUAUGGCGGAGAGUGUGAAAGUUAUCGUAAGAUGUCGUCCCAUGAAUUCCAGGGAGAAGGAUUUGAACUGUAAGUGUGUGGUGUUCAUGGACAACAGCCAUUGUACGUGUUCCAUUGUAAAUCCAACUGACAGCUCUGCUCCUCCGAAAAGUUUCACCUUUGAUGGGGUAUACCACAUUAACUCCACUACAGAACAAAUCUACAAUGAAAUUGCAUACCCACUAGUAGAGGGUGUGUUAGAAGGCUACAACAGCACUGUGUUUGCUUAUGGACAGACAGGGUGUGGCAAGAGUUUUACAAUGCAAGGUGUUACAGACCCUGCCUCACAGAGGGGCAUUAUACCGAGGGCAUUUGAGCACAUCUUUGAGGCCGUGUCUGUCGCAGAAGGCACCAAGUAUCUCGUUCUGGCUUCGUACCUUGAGAUUUACAAUGAAGACAUUAGAGAUCUGUUGGGUCGAGACGUGAAAAGAAAAUUAGACUUGAAGGAACACACAGACAAGGGAGUUUAUGUUCAAGAUCUGUCGAUGCAUCCAGUACAGAGUGUGGCAGACUGUGAGAAACUCAUGUACCAAGGCUGGAAGAACAGAGCUACGGGGGCAACACUGAUGAAUGCCGACUCAUCGCGGUCUCAUUCAAUAUUUAGUAUUAACUUGGAGAUGAUGCCAUUGUGUGCUCUUGAAGAUGCCUGCUGUCCCGCUGAUGGAGAUCACAUACGGCGCGGAAAGCUGAACCUAGUCGAUCUCGCUGGUAGCGAACGACAAGCCAAGACGGGUGCCACUGGCGAGAGGUUAAAGGAAGCGACCAAGAUAAACCUAUCAUUGUCUGCUCUAGGAAAUGUUAUAUCAGCUUUGGUGGACGGAAAGUCGAAACACAUUCCGUACAGGGACUCCAAAUUGACAAGGCUUUUACAGGACUCGCUGGGUGGCAACACAAAAACACUUAUGAUCGCAUGCCUGUCCCCUGCCGACAACAACUACGAUGAGACGCUGAGCACACUGCGCUACGCGAACCGUGCAAAGAACAUUCAGAAUAAGCCAAAAAUAAAUGAGGAUCCAAAGGAUACAAUGCUUAGGGAGUACCAGGAGGAGAUCAAAAAACUGCGGCAGAUGCUCGAGUCAUCGAACCCCAGUGAAAAUACAGCGAUAUCGGUGACCAAUGAGAAGGCGAUGACAGAAGAGCGUGAGAAAGUUCGGCAGGAGUACGAAAGUGAAAUGAAGAAGAUGCGAGAACAAUACUUGGCCGAACAGGACCACAAGGCAAAGCUCCAGUCGGACAUGGAGAGGCUGAAACAGCAAUAUGAACAACAACUUGAGAGAAUCAACAAAGAGGCGACGACUGAUAGAAGUGCCAAGUCUCAGAGCGUUGGAGCCAAAACUCCAUCAGAACUCAUUGUAACUGAAGCCCUCAAGGGUGAAAUUCCAGCCAUCAGUCCAUCACAACAGGAAGUGCUGCUGAGGUUGCAGAAGUUGCAGAAAAGCAUGGUAGGGGGAGAGCGUGCCAAUGACCGCGAACUGAAAGAGAGACGGCUCAGGAAGAAGAAGGCAGCCGAACGCCGACUCCAAGCCCUGGCCAAGGUUCUGUCAAAAGUUGAAGAUGAAGAUGGGGUCUUCUUGCAGGUUUAUGAUGAUAUUCAGCAAGAGCUGAGUCUAAAGACUGAUGCCCUCAGGAAAAGCAAGUUGAAGGUUCGAGCGCUAGAAAGAGAAAUCUUGGAUCUUCAGAGUGAGUUCGAGAACGAAAGAACAGAUUAUCUGGAGACAAUAAGAAAACAAGUUCGCUUACAGAAACUUUAUCAGCAAAUUGUUGAGAAGAUGUUGCCAACUUUAAAAAAGGAGUGUAAUUAUAGUAAUUUGGAAAAAAUAAAGAGUGAUGCUGUUUGGAAUGACGAAUCCCAGACAUGGAGACUUCCAGAAUUGUUCAUAACCAGGACCAAAUUACCACCAGCUGGAGUCCAACCAAGCCUUUUGACUUUACGACCAAACUCUGCACAUAAUGGGACCUCAAAUAGAAGUAGUGGCUCCAGUCAAAAAUCUGGUAUAUCUAGUAGCAGUCCACCAUCAGAUAAGCGACACAGUUCGCCUGACACGGAUGAUGAAAAUAGAGUUAUAUUCAAGUGGUUAAAUCGUUGGAACAGGUUGCAGAAGUUGCAGAAAAGCAUGGUAGGGGGAGAGCGUGCCAAUGACCGCGAACUGAAAGAGAGACGGCUCAGGAAGAAGAAGGCAGCCGAACGCCGACUCCAAGCCCUGGCCAAGGUUCUGUCAAAAGUUGAAGAUGAAGAUGGGGUCUUCUUGCAGGUUUAUGAUGAUAUUCAGCAAGAGCUGAGUCUAAAGACUGAUGCCCUCAGGAAAAGCAAGUUGAAGGUUCGAGCGCUAGAAAGAGAAAUCUUGGAUCUUCAGAGUGAGUUCGAGAACGAAAGAACAGAUUAUCUGGAGACAAUAAGAAAACAAGUUCGCUUACAGAAACUUUAUCAGCAAAUUGUUGAGAAGAUGUUGCCAACUUUAAAAAAGGAGUGUAAUUAUAGUAAUUUGGAAAAAAUAAAGAGUGAUGCUGUUUGGAAUGACGAAUCCCAGACAUGGAGACUUCCAGAAUUGAUCAUAACCAGGACCAAAUUACCACCAGCUGGAGUCCAACCAAGCCUUUUGACUUUACGACCAAACUCUGCACAUAAUGGGACCUCAAAUAGAAGUAGUGGCUCCAGUCAAAAAUCUGGUAUAUCUAGUAGCAGUCCACCAUCAGAUAAGCGACACAGUUCGCCUGACACGGAUGAUGAAAAUAGAGUUAUAUUCAAGAAGCUACAGAGGAGUGAACAGGAAGACAUCGCUGGAAACUACUUCAAGCCAAAACGAGCUGUUGAAUUGCUAAAUAGAGCAAAAGAAGAUGCCAGCAAAGCUUUUAGUACGUGGAAGGAGUACACGAGUCGUCAUAAAGGAGCCAGCAGCACGAAUGGUUUCAACAACAUUCUAAAUAUAAGAAACUCACAGAAUGGUUUCCACUCCUCACUUAAUGCUUUGAAUCUAAAUUCAUCCAUUUCAUCAACAAAUGGAUACAAUGUCCUCAACAGCUCUUGGAGUUCCAGUCCAGUUGGUAGCAGACUCAUGACAACUCAUGCCAGCGCAUUAAACUUGUCACCAGAUCACAGCAUGAGACGGCCUACGAGACUUGAAGUUCUUCCGACAUUAGACAGGAAGCAAAACAAUGACAACGUCAACAACAAGCGUAAGAAUGGAACAAGAUCAUCGGAGCUGAACACAAUGGACAUCAUCUAGGACAUGCCAGAUCCCUGCUGGAGGAGAUUUCCCACAAGAAGAACCAUCUUGCCUCUUAUUGGCUGUGGUCUUAAAAUGAGGGAAGACUCCAGCUAGAAAAUAAAACAUUGCUCUAUUGUCCCAGUAGAAUUCCAAGCGGAAUAUUGACCAAUGAGAGUCGUGUCAACAGAAGCAAAGCUGAACAUCUUUCUUUACUUGCUUGAAUUUUCAGAACAUGGAAUUUGUUUUUGUAUUGUGUUAAAUUUCAUAUUGUUUUCUGUUAGAUCUUAAUAUGAAAAUUUGCACAAAAUGUGUGAAAAUCAAGACAGAACUUACAAUUAUUUUCUGUAAGUUUUAAAAUCUGGAAGAGCAUAAAGACAAAGAAGGCUUCUUUGAAAGAAUCAUUCUAAAUUGAUACUCCAAAAUGCUAAUAAUUUUUUAAGAGGAUGUUACAAAGAAAACCUACCCUUAAAGUGGAUGGUUCAGUUUUAAAUGAAUCUUUGACAAUCUGUGAAGCCUUAGAAGCAUUUUGGACACACAAGGCACUGUUCUUUGAAUGUGUGAAAGUUCUAACAUAUCAUGACGUAGUAAUGGCCAAAGUCAAGAACAUUUAAUAGGAAAUACAUAUCCCCUUUGGUCCUUGCAGUUGUAUGUCCAUUUCUGUUACAGAAUUAAGAGCAUUUCUGGUCUAUUUCCAUCUUUGUUUUGUGUUCUCCUUCCAUGUUUUUGAAAAUAAGAAACGUGUUCGGCAGUUCCUGUUACUUCAUAUUUACUGUUGACAGCAGAAUUUCAAUAUAUUCUGUAAAUUUUAGCUGGAACUGAACACACAAAAUACUGUGUCAUAGAGCAUUUUUAUUACAUUUUAUAUUCGUAAACACUUCCAGAGAGGAAGUCUGUUAGACAUAUAGUUUGAAUUAGUUGAAGUGGCAUGAUAGUACAGUCAUAAAACUGAAACUGCUUAUAAAAUUUAUUAAAACUCAUAGGAUGAAAAUGUCUACAAUGUUGAUACUGUGUUCUUCUUGGUUGUUGACUUCUGUGAAUGUUCUUGCUUAAAGCUUUAAUAUCACAACUUCUGCUUACAUUUAAUAAUAAUUUUACUCUAGAGUAAAUGUUAUUGCAUACAAAUGUAAAGAAUUCAUAUCUCUUCUUCUUCAUCUUCUUAUAUGGCUCUCCGGUCCGUAUUCGGUCCAUGACCUCCUCAAUUCUCCUCUUCCGUUCGGUCCUCUGUUAGGUCCAUUCUGCCCGAGGCUUUGAUCAAGGUUUCCAAACAUCUUCCUUUUUACGGUGCAAGGUUGUUAGCCUUGCGACCAACCCCCAACCUGGAGGACCAGGGCACUUGUCUUAGUCUGACCUCUCCCCCUCGACCAAUCUGGCUAGGGAGGCCCUACCAGUAGCUCUUGGGGUCACUGAGGUACUCAAGCCCCACCACCACGACAAGUCCAGGUACCAUUAAGUGGGGUCUUAUAUCUCUGCGAUGUUAAAUAAGUUUUAUUUUUCAUUAGUCACUCAUCAGUAGUAAGUGUGACAAAAUUAGAAAAAAGGAGUCUUGGAUUACAAGUUUUGGUACUAUCUAUUCAUUCCACUGGCUUACAGUAUUUUCACGUCGGGGCAAUGGUCGUAAAAUUUUGCUUAACACUCAUUGAAGUUUAAACCCAGAAGCAAUUUUCGAUAUUAAUGUAACAAGCGCAAGAAGCCUCAUUAUCAUGAAAGUUUAGGGAUGCCGGAUUCAAAAUAUCCAUUUCCGUUAAAAAUAAAUUUUCCCACCACCUCUUCUCCUAACCAUGUGGUCACUUUAAACUUCUCAUUAUCCCUUUUCCCAACUCACAUGAUCACUAAAAUUCUUUCAUCACCUCGUCUCCUUACUACAUGACCCUAAAAAGCUGUUCGUUGCCUCUUUUCCUUAACCACCUGUUUGCUGCCGAUUGGAUAGCAACUCAUUUCUCUGUUCUGUCAAUCAGAUCUCUCACGUCCCACAUUCCGCCUAAUGCCUGCUCUAUAUAAGGCUUCAUAAGAAUCCCCAAGAUAAAUUCACGCUGAAGAUAGCAACUGCAGAAUUUGCUGUAACAUUGAAGAACACACAACAUUGAACGUGGCUCAUCGCCGAAAACCGAAGUUCUGCGGUGAAUUCGAGCCACAAAAACCUCGGAGUAAAAAAAUUCUGUUAUAAAUUGCAGUUUCAAUUAAAUUGUCUGUAUAUCUUGUCAUAUUUUGAAAAUUAUGUUUAAUGCCGGUAAAUUAGUACCAACACAUACUGUGCUUGAACAGAAUAUGUAAACCUAUUGUAAUAACAUGCUAUCAGCAGGGAUCUUUAUGUUCAUUGUGAAAAUUUUAAUAUUUUGUAGGAUUACUUUCCUUAAAGAGGAACAUGGUUUAAGGUUGAAUUAUAUUUAAAUAUGUGGAGGUAGGAAACAAGAAAUAUAAUGUUUUUGCAUUAUAAAGAAGUGAAGUGCUGGAAUGCAUUUAAAUAGAGUUACAAUUAUUAUUUCUUGGUCUACUCUCAGGUUACCCAGUUCUUAUGUUUUUGUCGGCAUGAAAGGGUAUUCACUGUGUGGAAAAACAAGAUUUUGGGAAGUGGUCACACUGAUAGUGAUUCCCCAACCAAGUGUGGGAAUGAAAGCAUUUUUUUACCUGUUUCACCAGACAUGAUAGUUUUCUUACGUGUUUUAUUUCAUAUUCUCUGUUUAUUAUGUUUUUUAAGCAUCAAAUUUUUUUCAUAUAUCACUGUUACUGUUUUCUUUUGAAGUUCUGUUUUAUAUACAGGAAAAUACAUAAAAUUUUACAGGCUGACUCCCACAAGUAAUUACGAAGCAGAUAAAGUAAUACUGAAUACUGGCAUAAAAUAAUUAUUGAGCUUUGUACUGCUUUUCUUUUAGACAGAUCUGGGCUUUAUUUCGUGCAUUCAGCACAUGGUUUCAUGGUUUCUUACUUGGUUCCCUCCAGUCCACUCGAAUCUUUCCAUUACAUUCAAACGUAAGUUGUGCCAUAUGAGGUAUAUAUACCACAGGAUGUAUCCAUACUGAUACAUCAUGGAGACAAUUGAUCAGAAUGGGAGUAGACAUUCCGUUGGUGCUACAAUUUCAAGUGCAGUCUUUUGUAUAAUCAUUAGACUACUUUAGAAGGGAGAAUUUUAAAGAUGCUGUAGUACUAAAUUGAAUUACAGGUAGGCCCUGCUUUACGAUGCUUCAUUUCACGCUGUUUCACAUUAACGCCUGAGCAAAUAAAAAAAAUAUAAGAAGAAAAUUUGAAAAUGCAAGCAUAAACGCAGCACAGGAAGUGGGUACCUAGGCGGUGCUAGUGUCGGCAUCAGUUGCUUUCUCCUCGUCCACCGGUAAAGUACAUUAUAAUUCUUUCUCGAUUUAAGCCACUUCAGCUAACGGACCUGAGGACGUGGAAUUUAACCCCGGCAUAAAUCGGGGCCUACCUGUAUUUAAAAGAAAAUCAGAUCAGAAUCAAAGGGAAGCAUAAAAUGUCAAUCAAUAGGGAUUGUCAGUAAUAAAUCUGUCGAUGAUUUGUUAAAAUGACUAUUUAAAUGCAUGUACAUUUUAAACUAAAAUGCAGUACAUUCGUAUUUCAUCUUGAUUAAGUCAAAAUGUUGGUCCAUAAUCCUAUAAAAACAUAAAUAGGAAUAAAAAUAUGAACUACAAUUUGUGAUUUGUUAUGGUGCUGAGUUUAAAUUGGCAUAUUUAUUUCUUACCUAACCUCUAAAGUACUGCAUUUUUGUUUCACAUAUACGAAAUCAUAUUUCCAAAUAGCAAUUAAGUGUUAACAGAAGACAGUCAUAGAUCAUCUUAAUUAUUAAAUGUUGCAAAAAAAAUUGCAACUUAAACUGUGAUACAAACGUUGUAAUGUAGAUAUCUUAUGAAAACAAAAUGGACCAAUAUGCUUAAAAAUAUACUUGUGUGAUCCUUACUCCUCUAUUACGAAAAUCUGUAAAUAUAAGUAAUUAUUGACAUGUUGUUAUAAAUAAUAAUUGCUUAAAUGCA
Messenger RNA from Zootermopsis nevadensis, 7809 nucleotides. The record is from RefSeq and is a predicted model, not a curated record. Lineage: Eukaryota; Metazoa; Arthropoda; Insecta; Blattodea; Termopsidae.